Molecule: messenger RNA, 1763 nt
Organism: Pleuronectes platessa (European plaice)
Lineage: Eukaryota; Metazoa; Chordata; Actinopteri; Pleuronectiformes; Pleuronectidae
Gene: vsx1
Product: visual system homeobox 1 homolog, chx10-like
Biological process (GO): regulation of DNA-templated transcription
Cellular component (GO): nucleus
Molecular function (GO): DNA-binding transcription factor activity, RNA polymerase II-specific; transcription cis-regulatory region binding
Source: RefSeq, a predicted model, not a curated record
AUGACGACCCGGGACGAGGUCGGAGAAGAGAAGCCCAAAGUGAAGAUGCUGUCUCGCUUCGGGAUCGACAAGUCCCGCCUGCACGGCCCCGGGUUCCGGUCGAAAGGCUUCGCCAUCACCGACCUCCUGGGCCUGGAGUCGGACCUGCAGGCCCGGCAGCUGCCCGGAGGAGCCCCGGGCUCCGGCCUGUCGGCGGUGGGCUCCGGGCCCGCCGAGCCGCACGGAGCCGGCGGCGGCCUCGGAGGCUUCUCGUUCCCGGGAGGAUCUCUGCCGCUCGGCCUCGGCUUCCUGUGCAGCCUGGCGGCGCAGCAGCCCCCCGGUGCUCCGUGCUUCCUGCCCGGCCACCUGCCGCUGCUGCAGGCCCGGACCGAGAGCCACUACCUGCACAGCCUGGAGGCCCAGAGGGACAACUACUCCGAUGAAGAGUGUCUCUCAGACAGAAACGACCCCAAGUCUUCAGGAAACUCUCAGAAGAGGAAGAAGAGGAGACACCGGACGGUGUUCACCUCCCACCAGCUGGAGGAGCUGGAGAAGGCUUUUCACGAGGCUCACUAUCCAGAUGUUUACGCCCGAGAGAUGCUCGCCAUGAAGACUGAGCUGCCCGAGGACCGGAUACAGGUCUGGUUCCAGAACCGUCGGGCAAAGUGGCGGAAGCGUGAGAAGUGCUGGGGUCGCAGCAGCGUCAUGGCGGAGUACGGCCUCUACGGGGCGAUGGUGAGACAUUCCAUCCCGCUGCCCGAGUCCAUCCUCAACUCCGCGAAGAACGGCAUGAUGGGAUCCUGCGCCCCCUGGCUGCUCGGUGAGCCGCAUGCACGAAUGCACAAGAAAUCUUUAGAAAUGGCCAAAAAGUGUUCCAGUCCUCCAGCGUCUGAAUCCACUCGCUCCGACUCCUUCAGCCCGGCGGAGCGGCGGGGCAGCGAGGUCCGGGAGGUGGAGCCGGGGGAGGAGCUGUUGGAGGAAGAGGAGGAGCUGGAGGAGGAAGUGGCCAUCGACCUGUCCAGCUCCUCCAAACAACAUCACGAGGACGGAGGGAGGAGCCUCCCCUCGCCGCGGCGACAGAGCGGCGGCGAGUCGGACGAUCACAGCUGAAGGUCGAUCCGUCCUUUCUGUUUUGAAGACACAGGGAUUUGAUUGGCUCGUGGAGCACAGCCAAUCAUUGAACAGACAUGACAUCAUUUGCUACUAUGCAAAGUUUUUAAUUAAACACGGUUACGUCAGAGUUGUUUUUUCAUUUUUAAAUAGCUGUCAACAUGUAGCAUUUUAACUAUUGAGUUUGACUGUUAGCAUGUGGCUAUUUCCUAAAUAUUAAGUGGAAAAUAUGAUCUAAAAGUGUUUUAGAAAGCUAAUCCACUUAGUAUUUAAUGGAAUAAGAGGGCUAUAAACACUCUUGGACAUUUUUGAAACCAGUGAAAUUAAUGUACAAAAAUAAAUAUGUAUUUACGCUUUGAAAGUUUUAUUUACGACUUUUUAUCAAUGAAGCAAAGGCUAUUGAUGCACCUGAAAAUGAGCUGCGUGUGAAAACAGUAGCUCAGUUGGUUCUGUGCUCCAGGAAACGCUAACGUCAGGUGAGAAUGUCGGACUGAGAGUUUUGUGUUUCCUGUUGGACGAGGUAAAUGAAAAGCCUGCGUCUGUGUCUUUAUCAUCGUUUUGUCCUGAACGUACGUUUUAUAUCUGUGAUUUUGAAAAAGAGAAUAUUUAAUGUUUUAUUCCUGAUGGUGUUUGACUGCAGCUCUGUGAAUGAAUGUAAUGUAAAUGUUAUAUUU